Euleptes europaea (tarantolino) is the source of this 969-nucleotide messenger RNA. Its product is annotated as olfactory receptor 2AT4-like. The record is from RefSeq and is a predicted model, not a curated record. The coding region runs from base 1 to 969 and encodes 322 amino acids. Gene Ontology annotation, molecular function: G protein-coupled receptor activity; olfactory receptor activity. NCBI's taxonomy places the organism in Eukaryota, Metazoa, Chordata, Lepidosauria, Squamata, Sphaerodactylidae. The transcript has a single exon. Gene Ontology annotation, biological process: G protein-coupled receptor signaling pathway. Gene Ontology annotation, cellular component: membrane.
AUGGCCAACUGUAAUGGCAAUACUUCUGCCAAGGAGUUUUUGCUGGCCGGACUUCCAGCUCUCCAAAACUAUAAUAGCCUAUUAUUUGUUCUGUUCCUGUCAUUCUACCUGCUCAUAUUGACCGGCAAUUUAGCGAUCCUUUCUGUCAUUGUGGUGGAUGAAAAACUGCACAAGCCGAUGUACUUCUUCCUAAGCAACCUCUCCGUCUUAGACAUCCUGUUCACCACCACGACCGUUCCCAAAAUGCUGGCCAUAUUUCUGGUCGGCGCAAAAUCCAUUUCUCCCCGGGCUUACUUCCUGCAGAUGUAUUUCUUUCACAGCCUAACGGUGACCGAAGCGUUCCUCCUCGUCGUCAUGGCCUACGACCGUUAUGAAGCCAUUUGUAACCCGCUGCAUUACCUGGUCAAAAUGACGAGAAGAACGAAUAUCCAGCUGGCAGCCAGCGCGUGGCUGUUGGCUUUCACGGUUCCCGUCCCGGUCAUCAUCGAAACUUCUUAUUUAGGAUAUAGAGAAAGGACUUUAGUUUACCACUGCUUUUGUGACCACCUGGCUGUGGUCCGGGCAGCCUGUUCCAAUUCGGAUUCAAAUAUGCAGACGUUCAUCGGGUUUUCAAUUGCUAUGACAAUCUCCAUCACCCCGUUGAUCCUUGUGGUCGUAUCCUAUGUCCACAUCAUUCUCUCCGUCUUGAAGAUCAGUUCCAAAGAAGGACGCAGCAAGGCCUUUUCAACCUGCUCUUCGCACCUGAUUGUGGUCGGGACGUACUACUCUUCGAUUACUGUGGCCUAUGCCUCCUACCGAGCAAACAUGCCUGCCGAUAUUCAGGUCCUGAGCACGGUGACUUUUGCCAUUUUAACGCCAUUGUUAAACCCUCUCAUUUACACCCUGAGAAACAAGGAAGUCAAAAGCAUGCUCAAAAAGUACAUCUUGGUCCGAAUUCCCUCUGCUUUGCAAAAGAACCAUUUACUUUGA